This is a messenger RNA of Cherax quadricarinatus, 2628 nucleotides long. NCBI's taxonomy places the organism in Eukaryota, Metazoa, Arthropoda, Malacostraca, Decapoda, Parastacidae. The record is from RefSeq and is a predicted model, not a curated record.
CUACUAGGUUGACAUAUGUAAUAUGGGCUUUACAAGAAUAAUGCUAUGUACAAACUUUACUUAUUCAUAUUCAUGUAAUUUGUUUUUAAAUACAUUUGUGAUUGCUGCAGACAGGUCAGACAUAAGUGGGAAGCUGCACAUGAUGGUAACAAAGAUGAUUAGUAGCAACCCAGAAUUUUGGACCAUUGUAGAUGUUGGGAGCUGGCUUGAAGGACAAGGCUUUGCACAGUAUAAAGCAGCAUUUACUCACCACAAGAUCAAUGGAGAAGUGCUGUUGAUGCUUACUGAGAAGGAUCUCAAGGAAGAUCUCAUGAUAAAAAUCCUCGGAGAUUUGAAGAGGUUGCAUGCAGCUAUAAGAAGACUGCAGCAUGCACACAGUCCCUUGGAGCCACUAAAUUCUUCCAAGACUGCCCCUAUGACUGCAAGUUCACCAUUGUCAAACCUCAACAAUCACAAUCUUCACCCACCAUCACCACAUGCACCCAACACUACUCACACCAGGUCCAGAACCUACUCGUCAGAUUCUCAGGCCUCAGAUCUUCCAGAUCAACAAAAAUAUGGUGGCUUGCGUCGACCUAGUGGUGUGGCAACCCAGCUCCGGCCAGAAUACAUGAAAACUAUCAUCUCGUGCCUAUACAUGUUUCUUGUCACAUGGAUCACAGCCAUUAUAAUGGUUUUUGUCCAUGACCGUGUUCCUGAUAGGGAGAGACACCCUCCUCUUCCAGACAUCUUCUUAGACAAUGUGCCACACAUUCCAUGGGCUUUCCAGCUCUGUGAGAUAACCAUACUUCUACUCACUUCCACCUGGCUAGUCAUCCUCUUCUUUCACAAACAUAGAUCCAUAGCAAUCAGAAGAUUUUGUGCACUCUCUGGGUCAGUGUUUUUGCUUCGAUGUGCCACCAUGUUCAUCACCAGCCUCUCAGUGCCUGGCUCUCACCUCCAGUGUGAACCCAGGGAUCCCAGUGACCUACUGACACAGCUGGAGCAGGCCUGGAUAAUCUGGCAGGGAGGAGGACUGAGUAUCAAGGGGGUUCGCACAUGCGGUGAUUACAUGUUCAGCGGUCACACCACUGCUCUUACUUUGCUCAACUUCUUCAUUACAGAAUAUACUCCAAGACGAAUGUAUUACCUGCACAUUGCUUCGUGGGUCCUUAAUACUUUUGGUAUUUUCUUUAUCCUGGCUGCACAUGAGCAUUAUUCGAUAGAUGUUUUUAUUGCCUUUUACAUCACAUCACGUAUGUUUCUUUAUUAUCACUCAUUAGCAAACAAUCGUGCCCUGCAUCAGAGGGAUUCAUUUAGGACUAAAAUCUGGUUUCCAAUGUUCAGUUAUUUUGAGGCACACAUUGAUGGUAUUGUGCCAAAUGAGUACUCAAAUCCACUCUGCAAAACCAAUCUUAUGUUCUUUUGGAAUAAUGCAAUUGCAUCUCCUUACAGAAGCAUAUUUGGUGGUGUUAAAAGGAAGGAGAAACGGAAAUGACAAGUGUUGUCCUUUGACAGUGAGGUGCCGGUGACGUGGUAUAAAAUGAGUUCUUCCUGGGUUGUGACUAAGCUCAAAUAAUUUAUAACUAGUGUAUCUUUGAGUUUAGGACCAGUUUCUAAUGUUUGCACCACUUGUAUGUCUUGUCCCUUGUUUUGUUUUAUUGUUAACAUAUAUUUAAAGAUUAAAUAACUAUAAUAAUUUAGAUGUGAGGCAAACUAUAUAAUUAGGCCAACGAUUAGUUUUACAUAAGUUGGCAAAUGUAUAUCAUAGUUUGUCAGCUUCCUCUGCUUUACUCUGUUCUCAGGGGCAUUAUUACUUCCUCACAAGUUAGUUUUCUUAAGACUGUAGGCAGAGCUCUCAUUUUAUGUUCAUGGUUGAAGAUGCAAAUGUUGGUUUGCAAACUUUUUUUUUCAAGAAUAAGUCAGAAUACUGUUGCUGCAGCACUUCACUAUUAACCCACAAGUUGAGAAAGAAACCUUGGACAACAUUUUGGUGUGUCUUGGAUCAUUAUCAAGUUACAACUUGACUUAACCCUUUGAGUGUCAAGACCUCUGCUCACAAACUUGCUCGUAGUGUUGAAGAAUAUUUUUUCACAUGAAAUGAUAGAGAAUUGUUUUCCAAAGGUAAUAAAAGUUCAAAAUUUGAUGAAAAAUUUGUGGAAUUACACUCUCUCAAAGUUAGUCUUGGCGAUAUUUAUGCAUUGGCGGUUUUGCCUACGUUGAGCCCUACUGUGGGCCAAUUCCAUUGUUCCAAUUGGCCAAACUCAUAGCUAUUUCACUAGAACUCCUUUUAUUCUAUCGAUUGAGUAUAAGAAACCACCCAUUUACCUAUUUCAACAAGACAAAAAAGUGAUCAGGAAUUACUAAUUUGGCCAAUUUCACACAAAAUUCAAGAAAGGCCAAUUUCAAAAUAGGGGCCAGAAUAAACAAUGCAGACAUUCCUGACACUAAAAUAACACUUUCUCUGUUCAUUAGCCACAUCUUGAGGCCUUAUAUUAUGCUUGCUUUUCAUUUUGAAUUUUACUGUUAUUCAGACUACUGCAUAAUUGUAUAAAUAAUAUCAGCACAUUCGUGAAUGCAUAUUAAACCCACCAGUUGACACACAUUAGACGUGUGGCAUAAUUUGUUUGCUCUUGAACAUUAUCAAAA